UGGGGUUUUUUUUUGGCUCCGGGGCCCCUCACCGCCGCCAUUAGGAGCCCGCUGCGCCCGAGGCCGUCCCCCUCUCCUCUCUCCCCCCUCCCCCCUGCGUCCCCCCGCCUCCGUGCCUGCUCUCCGCCCCUCUGCCCCCGCCUCCGGCAGCGGGAGUCGCGCGCGGGCCCGCGGUGACCAUGUCCUGACUUGGGGGAGAGGGCGGAGGCGGCAGCAGCGGGGCGGGCGGCGGUGCGGAGGGAGGCGGAGCGGGGCCGGGCUCGGCUCGUCGCCGCGGGCUGCUCGGGGAGUCGCCGCCGCCGCCGCGGCCGCCGGGCGCCGAGCGUCGGACUGGGAGGAGGAGCAGGAGCUGGAGGAAGAGCCACCGCCGCCGCCAGGAAUAGCUACUCACAGUCAUACAGAACCACUUAUCAUGUUUUGCAGUAUCUCCUGAGGAAGUCAGAAUCUGAGCCAGCAUGACGACUGAAUCUUGUCUUUGGUCUGAUUUAUAAGCUGUACUUUUAUUCUGACCAUGUUCAAGGUGGAGGCUAUAGCAUGGAAACUAAAAUCUUACUUCCUGCCUGACAUAACUCACUUGAAGAAGUGCACAAUGUCAGAACGUGGAAUUAAGUGGGCUUGUGAAUACUGUACGUAUGAAAACUGGCCAUCUGCAAUCAAGUGUACUAUGUGUCGUGCCCAAAGACCUAGUGGAACAAUUAUUACAGAAGAUCCAUUUAAAAGUGGUUCAAGUGAUGUCGGUAGAGAUUGGGAUCCUUCUGGCACCGAAGGAGGAAGUAGUCCUUUGAUAUGUCCAGACUCUAGUGCAAGACCAAGGGUUAAGUCUUCGUACAGCAUGGAAAAUGCAAAUAAAUGGUCAUGCCACAUGUGCACAUAUUUGAACUGGCCAAGAGCAAUCAGAUGCACUCAGUGUUUAUCCCAGCGUAGGACCAGGAGUCCCACAGAAUCUCCUCAAUCCUCAGGAUCUGGCUCAAGACCAGUUGCUUUUUCUGUUGACCCUUGCGAGGAAUACAAUGAUAGAAAUAAACUGAACACAAGGACCCAGCAUUGGACUUGUUCUAUUUGCACAUAUGAAAACUGGGCCAAGGCUAAAAAAUGUGUUGUUUGUGAUCAUCCCAGACCUAAUAAUAUUGAAGCAAUUGAGUUGGCAGAGACGGAAGAGGCUUCUUCAAUAAUAAAUGAGCAAGACAGAGCUCGAUGGAGAGGAAGCUGUAGCAGUGGCAACAGCCAGAGAAGAUCACCGCCGACUACGAAACGGGACUCUGAGAUGAAAAUGGAUUUUCAGAGGAUUGAGUUGGCUGGUGCUGUUGGCAGCAAGGAGGAACUUGAAGUGGACUUCAAAAAACUAAAGCAAAUUAAAAACAGGAUGAAGAAGACUGAUUGGCUAUUCCUCAAUGCUUGUGUGGGGGUUGUAGAAGGUGAUUUAGCUGCUAUAGAAGCAUACAAAUCAUCAGGAGGGGACAUUGCCCGUCAGCUCACUGCAGAUGAAGUGCGCUUGCUGAACCGUCCUUCUGCUUUCGAUGUUGGCUAUACUCUGGUACAUCUGGCUAUACGUUUUCAGAGGCAGGAUAUGCUAGCAAUAUUGCUUACAGAGGUGUCUCAACAAGCCGCAAAGUGUAUUCCAGCAAUGGUGUGUCCUGAACUGACAGAGCAAAUCCGGCGUGAGAUAGCUGCCUCUCUUCAUCAGAGAAAGGGGGAUUUUGCUUGCUAUUUCCUAACUGACCUUGUAACAUUUACGUUGCCAGCAGAUAUUGAAGACUUGCCUCCAACAGUCCAAGAAAAAUUAUUUGAUGAGGUGCUUGAUAGAGAUGUUCAAAAAGAGUUAGAAGAAGAAUCUCCAAUUAUAAACUGGUCCUUGGAAUUGGCUACACGUUUGGACAGUCGACUGUAUGCACUUUGGAACCGGACUGCAGGAGACUGCUUACUUGAUUCAGUACUACAAGCUACCUGGGGCAUUUAUGACAAGGACUCGGUGCUUCGGAAAGCCCUGCAUGACAGCCUGCAUGACUGUUCACAUUGGUUUUAUACGCGUUGGAAAGAUUGGGAGUCCUGGUAUUCUCAGAGCUUUGGUUUACAUUUUUCCUUGAGAGAAGAACAGUGGCAAGAAGACUGGGCAUUUAUACUCUCUCUUGCUAGUCAGCCUGGAGCAAGUUUGGAACAGACCCACAUUUUUGUACUUGCACAUAUUCUUAGACGACCAAUUAUAGUUUAUGGAGUAAAAUAUUAUAAAAGUUUCCGGGGAGAAACUUUAGGAUAUACUCGGUUUCAAGGUGUGUAUUUGCCUUUGUUGUGGGAACAGAGUUUUUGUUGGAAAAGUCCGAUUGCUCUGGGCUAUACAAGGGGCCACUUCUCUGCUUUGGUUGCCAUGGAAAAUGAUGGCUAUGGUAACCGAGGUGCUGGUGCUAACCUGAACACCGAUGACGAUGUCACCAUUACAUUUCUGCCUCUGGUUGACAGUGAAAGGAAGUUACUCCAUGUGCACUUUCUUUCUGCUCAGGAGCUAGGUAAUGAGGAACAGCAAGAAAAGCUGCUCAGGGAGUGGCUGGAGUGCUGUGUGACUGAGGGAGGAGUUCUCGUGGCCAUGCAGAAGAGCUCUCGGCGGCGGAAUCACCCUCUGGUCACGCAAAUGGUAGAAAAAUGGCUUGACCGCUACCGACAGAUCCGGCCUUGUACAUCCCUGUCUGAUGGGGAGGAAGACGAAGAUGAUGAAGAUGAAUGAAAAUAAUCAAAGAGCAGAAGAGCAAGGUAUUAGCUCUCUGGUGACCUCCACGUUACCGUGGUGCUCCAAGCAGAGUGCAUGGCAUGAAGUGAAGCAAAUCUGGCAGGAUCUGCUUGGAAGGGUUUUUCUGAUCCACACCCAAUGGAGAUGAUGCAUCUGCUGUGUGAGGAGACAGAACUUUGGACUACAGUUUGUAAAAAAUGAAUUUUAUUAAGACAGAACUUUUUUCCUUUCAAAUUGUAAAUCUGUCUAUAAAUGUAAAUGCAUGUGGUUGUGUAAGAAAUUGUGUAAUAGGAAAAGUUGUACCAGCAUCGUCAUAUUAUUGAGAAGUUUUUUCCAGCAUGGGCACCUCCAAAAGCACAUGGCAGAUCACUCUUUGUUCCUUUGAGAUCAUUCUUUUUUAAGCAGAACCUGGCAUUCUACUUCCAUCUUAAAAGAUCCAUUUUACAUUAUGUCUCACUAGAGCUCGUUAGAGAUUUGGAAACUUUUUGUACAAAUUAUCCACAGCAAAACAUAAAAAUAAAAACAAGCUUUUAUUUUUAUUAAUAAUUUAGUUCCUGUUGUGCCCAAUAAAAUAAAAUAAAAUCUUUAAGGAACAAACUGUAAGAAAAGUAAGGAUUUUUUAUUGAGUGAACUUUGCAUAGACAUUGUUCCCUUGUUUUGGAAAGGGUUUUGGUUUCUAUUAUUUUGUCUUUUUAAAAGUUUCUGAUAUGCCCCUUUUCAGUGUUUAGGUAUUUAUUUGUUUGGAAGAGUGCCCUUAAGAUGGGGCUUCUUCUACCAGACUCUGGGCAGCAGUCUCUUUGUGAAUAGUUAUUCGGUGGAUGUAAGUGAGGGGAGUGCUGGCGGGGGAGUGCUUGGGGGAGCCGGCCCACCCCUCACUGAAUGAAUCGUGUGAAAUUUGCCCACUUGACCCUGUUGACAAUGUUAUACUCUCCCAGGUUGCCAUGCAUAGGGUCUGUGGAUUCUUACUGUCUUUUAUCAUCAACUCUGCUUUAAGCAAAUUGUGUUAGAAAGGCAUGCCUUUGCUUGGGCUAAUUGGGAAUAUCAGUUCAGUAUAGAAUAAAGAUUUAAGAACGCAGUAAGGUGGUAAAUGCAUUGUAUAAUGAAUUUCUCAGUGAGUAGUCUGAGAAUUUUUGCAUGUUGGUUAAUUGUGGCCAUUCUUAUUUAAAGUUAAAACUAUAAUCUUAGGUAGGAAAACUUUCUACAAAAAGUAUUAUUUGACCACUUCAGGUAUACAUUCAAAACUGGGUAAAAAUUUCAGACCUAACUCAGGAACACAAAGACUUAGUGUCCUGGUAAGCACUUUGUAGACUAUUGAUGUGGCAAGGAAUUUGGAAAGAAGCCCUACACACACACAAACACACACGUGCGCGCACACACACAAUUUUCCUUCCCUUUGAUGAAAAGGCUGUGAAAACCUUGAAAUAUUUACUUCUUGUUUUCUUCUAAGUUCUGUUUAGAUGCUAUUAAAAUGUGCACAACCUCAGAUUUGAUGCUGGAAUACUAAAAAUAGAAAAUUACCUAUGAGAUGUCAUAUCUUUAGUUCUUUCUUCCCUCUCUGAACACUCCUUGAAACGUGUUCCCAGGAUGAUCGCUUUUGCUGCAUGCUAGAACUUGCAGGAAAAAUAUUUGCAAUUUGAUUCCAUAUGAAUGAAUUUUGAUGUAAUAAUGGUGUAUGUUACUGUUUCAAAUGGUUAAUGUUUUCUUACAAAUUGACUCUAUGGUUUGCUUUCAUUUUGGACAGAAUUAAGUUUUUAGAAGGCUGCCAUUCUGAUUACAUAGCACAGCAUCCCUAUAAACUUUUCUCCAUAUAUAGGGGGAGAAUUCUUUAGUGGCCAGACAUCCUGUUCUAGUUGCUGUUAAGCAAAAACUGCUCUCCCAGUUUAAGAAGCCGAAGAGAAAUGUUUGAGGGAAAAGCAUCUAGUUGCUAGGGUCUACAUUACAGUCAGUGCUGUUUAGAAAACUGCAGGCUCGGCCUUUAGCCUCCGUGUGUUGUGUUUGCUGCGUGGUGUGUCCCCUGAGGUGCCUCUUUAUUUAUUUAUUUAUAGAUCAGUGACCCUGACCACAUCUAGUUUAACAGGUACAGCAUUCUUCCCUGUGGGAAAGAAUUAUAUAUAUAUAUAUAUGACUCCGUUUCUUAGGCUCCAGACAGGGAUGGGGCUUUAAAUGGUUUUCACAGCAGAUUGGCUGGUAAAGGCCAACAUUUUGGUGAAUCAAUGCUAUGUUAAGCUCUUGAACUAUCAAACAGCCAUAACUGUUGUCCCAAGAUAAGAGUUUGCAGUCCUUUCUCAGAUGAUAUAUGGCAGGGUGACAGAUACUGUAUGUCCUUUGGUUGACUCCGGACAGUAAUACCUUUAACUGUAUGGACUUCAUGGUUCUUUUUCUAGGGAGAAUACAGUGUGGUGUUUUCUGUCAAUUAAAACCCAGGUGCACCAUGGAUUUGGACCUUUUUUGUUUUUGGUUUUUAGGCUCAUCGUGUCACAGACUUAAUCUGUGUUAAGGGACUAUUGCUGUGCAUAGGCGGUUGGGGUCUCCUUUUUGUGCAUACGUCACCCCCUCACUGAUUGCCUGUUUGACAAGUGGUUGUGAAGACCUUGAGCGGCCACUCUGCUCCCCGGAGUGAUAGGUCAGUAACCAUUUGCGCCAUCUCUGUCCAGGAUACCUCUAUCCGUGUCGGGUGGUUUCAGUGUAAUUUUUCUUGGGCGAGUUGGGAUGGGACCACCACCUUGAAAUGAGUGAGGAGGUUGAUGCUUUAAGUUGCCAUGACUUUUUUUUUAAAUGGGAAAGGGUGGGGGGAGGCGGUUGAAAAGGAGUUCAGUACCUGGAAUUGUUGGACGUGAUCGACAUUUGCAGAUACUGCUAGUAGUAAGGGGUUUAAUGCUAUUUAAGAAGGAAGACCCAUAAAAUCAACUGAAAGUUCCUAACCUAUGGAAAUGGCUGAUGUUAAUUAUUUUGCAACAUUUCUUUGUAAAUAUCAUUAAAAAAAUUUUUUUUUUGAGAUUCACCUCCCUUCCUGCAUUAAUGCUUGAGCCAGAUAAUUUUGCUUUUGGGUAAAUUAAAAUCAAAAUUCUAAAACUUGA
Messenger RNA from Balaenoptera acutorostrata (minke whale), 5796 nucleotides. RefSeq names its product zinc finger RANBP2-type containing 1 (gene ZRANB1). NCBI's taxonomy places the organism in Eukaryota, Metazoa, Chordata, Mammalia, Artiodactyla, Balaenopteridae. Gene Ontology annotation, molecular function: K63-linked polyubiquitin modification-dependent protein binding; cysteine-type deubiquitinase activity. Bases 512 to 2716 code for a protein of 734 amino acids. Gene Ontology annotation, cellular component: nucleus; cytoplasm. Gene Ontology annotation, biological process: protein K29-linked deubiquitination; cell migration; cytoskeleton organization. The record is from RefSeq and is a predicted model, not a curated record. The transcript has 11 exons.